Molecule: messenger RNA, 419 nt
Organism: Pseudophryne corroboree (corroboree frog)
Lineage: Eukaryota; Metazoa; Chordata; Amphibia; Anura; Myobatrachidae
Product: cystatin-B-like
Exons: 3
Coding region: 5-313 (102 amino acids)
Cellular component (GO): cytosol
Molecular function (GO): cysteine-type endopeptidase inhibitor activity
Source: RefSeq, a predicted model, not a curated record
CAUCAUGGCUGCACAUGGUAGAGUUGGUGGUCUCGGGGCAGCUAAACCAGCGGAUGCUGAGGUGCAGAAGCUCUGUGACGAGGUGAGGUCGGAGCUGGAAAAGAAAGUAGGAAAGAAAUUCAGCACUUUCAAAGCCGAAACGUACAAGACUCAAACCGUGAGUGGGACAAACUAUUUCAUUAGGAUCAAGAUGGGUGACAACGAGUAUAUAGACAUCCGUGUGUAUGAAGCUCUUCCUCAGGCCAACAAGAAGCCGGAGCUUAGUGGAUACCAAUGUGUGAAGACCAAGGACAGUGAUAUUGAAUAUUUCUGAAUCCGGUCCAGCGAGAGAAGAUCUGAGGCUCGCUGCCUUCAUCCAGCUGUAACCGGAGGCCUAAGUAGCCUGAGUAAUGUGUCCUUGGAGUCUAUUUGUGCAAGAU